Molecule: messenger RNA, 14239 nt
Organism: Haliotis rufescens (red abalone)
Lineage: Eukaryota; Metazoa; Mollusca; Gastropoda; Lepetellida; Haliotidae
Product: serine/threonine-protein kinase 26-like
Exons: 15
Coding region: 561-2411 (616 amino acids)
Biological process (GO): protein phosphorylation
Molecular function (GO): protein kinase activity; ATP binding
Source: RefSeq, a predicted model, not a curated record
CCGGCAGGCAGACAACUCUCUCCUUUGACCUCAUUGGCUGCAACUGGGUGGGGCUAAAAAUACCAAGCUUGUAUGUGGUGGACAAGACUUUAGGUGUAAGUACAGAUCUUCCUGCUAUCAAAGGUCCCGACACUUCAGAUGUGUGUGAUAUGAGAGGCAUGAACCAGGCAUGUUUAUGGCUGUAGCCGUAAUGGGAACUCUCGUGCCGUGGAGGUGGAAUAUGUGCCUGCUGGUGUGAGGAGCUAACUCCUGUUGUCUUACGUGGUGUCCAGUUUUGAAAGCAUGAUUACACCAACACUGGGUUUGCAUGUUAGAGUUGGAACAGAUAACAAGCCCUGACAUACUGUGCUGCGUGUAAGUGUUGUGCUGUGUACUGUUGUGCUGUGGACUGUUGUGCUGUGUACUGUAGAGAGACUCCACCCAUGUCAGGUGGCGGACCACCGAGGCCACAUGGGGAGAUAACGUUACUAUCAAUGGGAUGUAGAACCUUACAACACACGACACUGAACAUGAUAGUGUGGGACGUCUGAACACAUGCUGAAAGUGGAUUUACAUACAGUAUGUGGAGACAAAAGGAGGCUCAGAUAACCCACUCUGUGUAUGUCAAGCAAGACCACUCUGGUAGAGGAGGAACCAUCGACCCAGAGGAACGGUUUACGAAGCUAGAGAAGAUUGGCAAAGGUUCAUUUGGUGAAGUGUUCAAAGGAAUUGACAAUGAGACUAAUCAGGUUGUGGCCAUCAAAAUAAUUGACUUGGAAGAAGCAGAAGAUGAAAUUGAGGACAUUCAGCAGGAGAUUAUGGUGCUGUCCCAGUGCGACAGCCUGUUUGUUACCAAAUACUAUGGCUCCUAUCUCAAGGGCUCAAAGUUGUGGAUCCUUAUGGAAUACUUGGGCGGUGGAUCUGCCUUGGACCUGAUGAAGGCUGGACCUUUCACAGAAAAUGACAUAGCAAUCAUCAUUAGGGAAAUUCUUAAAGGAUUAGAUUACCUUCACUCAGAGAGGAAAUUACAUAGAGAUAUUAAAGCUGCUAAUGUGUUGUUAUCGGAAAACGGAGAUGUGAAGCUUGCAGACUUCGGUGUAGCGGGUCAGUUAACAAAUACAACCAAUAAACGGCAAACGUUUGUGGGCACGCCAUUCUGGAUGGCACCAGAAGUCAUUAAACAGUCCGCCUAUGAUACGAAGGCUGACAUAUGGAGUUUAGGCAUUACAGCAAUCGAGUUGGCCAAGGGGGAACCCCCCAACUCAGACCUCCAUCCUAUGAGGGUCCUCUUCCUCAUCCCCAAGAACAAUCCGCCUCAGUUAGUGGGCAACUAUAGUAGACAAUUUAAAGAAUUUGUGGAGCUUUGUCUGAACAAAGAUCCAAACAAUAGACCGUCCGCGAAGGAGUUGUUGCGGCAUCAGUACAUGAGAAGAGCCAGGAAGACGGGCUACCUGGUGGAGUUGAUAGACCGCCACAAGCGAUGGAAGGCAGAACGGGCCAAUGAAAGCGACAGCGACGAUGACAGUGAUGAUUCUGAUAAUGGCAGCGAUGAAGAAGUCAUGAAGGAGGGAUGGAUCAUGACUGUGAAGGAAGCUGACAGGACAUUGAUGAUGAAUGGCUUGAAUGAACAAAUGGCUCGUGUAAAUAACCCAGUGCCUAAACGCCAGGCACCCCCUGUGCCACCCCCACAGAGUGACAAUUCACUUCUCAUUGAGAACAAUCGUGGUCGGGGGUUUAAGCAAGAUAUGCCUCCUCCUCCAUACCCCAAACCUUAUGGUAUGGGCGUAGGGCAAAAACCGCACUCUGCCCAUAACCUGUAUCCAGGCCCAGUACAACAUGUCAGUGGUGGUCAAGUUAAUCAUGGUCGAAGUGAGUCUGCCCCUGUUUUGACAGAGUCCCAAAAUGAUUUCUCCCAAGGCUCUAAACAUCUCCGUAGUCGGUCGGACAUUGCUCAGCCCGUCACACCACCCAAAUAUAAUACACCCCCUCAACAGGAACGUUACGCCAUGAGGCCUAAAUCUCAAUACGAUAUGCCAAACAAUAGCCAUUCCAAUCCCCGGCCUACCCCGCCACCUCAGUAUGGCCGUCCACCACAUGGGUAUUCCAAUCAAGCCAAGCAGCAUGCACCUCAGCCGCCCAGACAGAAGGAGAAUGACAUCCAGCCUUCACCGUCGGCUACUCUCACCUGUGCGAUACACCCCACACUCUCUCAGCUGAAAGACGACUAUCGCGAUGAGUACAGGCGCCUGGGACGUCCCGUCCAGAAAACGGAGGCCAUUGAUGAGUUGCAGAAUGCAUUUGAUCUGGCUGAGAAGUCCUGUCCCGGGCUGGCUGAUGACCUCAUCUCUGGGAUACUCAAUCGUUUAGGGACACCAUCUUUGAGUGAAAUGGACAUUAGACGGGCAGUGGACAAAGUCAAAAGACCUUCCUAGGACCAACUUGAGUGAGCGACUGUAACAACUCCUACUGCACUGUUGUUACACUGUAUAUAGACAAUUCCAAGAUAACUACUACGCCAAUUACUGACUUGAUGCCGAUGUGGACUGACGGAGCUCAUGAACGUUACAUGAACAGUCUGCAUCUACCGACACCAUUCCUAAACUUAGUAGCUGCAGAUGUCAUCGUCGCUCCGGGAUAACCAGAGAUCCUGAAACAGGUUCCUGGAUUUUGUUCUGCAUUGCCAGCGGUUUCAUCUUCAUCAGCUUGUUGGUGGUGAGGAGUUGUAUAGGAGGAGUUAUGUCCCCUGUAUAGGAAGAGUUAUGUCCCCUGUGUAGGAAGCGAUGUCCCCUACAACAGCAGAAAGAGCAAUACCAUGGAAACAGUUGAGUUCAAAGUUGGAUAGUGCUCGUUUUUGUGUUUCAUACAGGUUUUGUUGGAGCAGUACUCCUUGAACUGUUGCUUGGGAAGAAAAGGUGUCUAUGAAGGUUUUCUCUCAAAUAUUCACAAGAUGUAUUUGUGCUUGAUCAUGUGGAAUUGUGCCAUGAUGUGAGCGUUGACCAAACAUGAGCUUGAGAUCUUCCAAUGUAGAUUAUUUCAUUGAUUCCAUUUGUUGUUGCACUUUAUGAGAAGCGGGAUGGAUCAGACGCUGAUGCCAUGCUUUCGAGAUGGUUAUUGUCACCUGGUGGAUCAGACGCUGAUGCCGUGCUUAUGAGAUCGUUAUUGUCACCUGGUGGAUCAGACGCUGAUGCCGUGCUUACGAGAUCAUCAUUCUGACCUGAUGGAUCAGACUCUGAUGUCAUGCUUACGAGAUCGUUAUUGCCACCUGUUUGAUCAGACGCUGAUGCCGUGCUUACAAGAUCUUCAUUGUCACCUGGUGGAUCAGACGCUGAUGCCAUGCUUACGAGAUCAUCAUUGUCACCUGGUGGAUCAGACGCUGAUGCUGUGCUGACAGAUCGCCAUGUGACCUGACAGAUCAGAUCGUCCUCGACAAUCACAGUUGAACACAAAGCCUACUACGGCUUGUAUUUGCAAAUGUUUGUGUUAGAUGUUCCUUUGUCAUGCAGGAGGAUGGAGACGUAAACGUUGAUCGCAGUGAACGAUUCAUCAACCUUCUGUAGGAACUAGGCGUACACGAGCCAGUGUGUGAUCACAUUCAGGUUCCUGUCAACGAGGGAAACAAUGCAGCCAAUUUAAUUACUAACACCACUUGUUCCAUUGGGGAAGAGUGUAUGUUGUAUUCCAUACUAACAUAUAGGUAUCCUCAAAGUAAACUCCAUUGUUAACCUGACUGCAAUCUAUUGUAUGCAACAGCAGUAUGUAUACUUCAUGCACAUGUGUAUUCCAAUGAAUCAGUGAUAUCGUAGUGUAGCCGAUCAUGUAAUGAUAUGUACCGGUAGUCCGUGAUGACCCAGAGUUAAGUGGAUGUAUGUAAGGGGGGUAACUCUCACACAUCUGUAUUGGCAGUGCAUUCCAGUAUUACCAUAUUGAGAUACCUCUUUCUCAGUCCGUCACUUAAAUCCACUGUGUAGAUUUGCCUCGCAUGUGUCAAGGUUUGGACAGUAAAAUUUCCUACCUGAAAUACUCGUUUCUAAGAUCCUGCGUUACGAAGUGACCCCACUGGCCAGCACUUCACGGUACUGUACUCCAGUAUUUAUAACGGAACAGCCUCCAUGGUGCAUGUUCAAAGUCAUAGGGAAGUGACUAUGAUAGGGGUAGAAAUUCCGGUAACAGAUUUUACAGGUGUCAUCUUUGCCGUGCUAUUGCUGUAUAUGUGAGACCUGCAGGUCUGAUGCAUCUGUGUCAUAGGAAUCAUUCUGUAUCUACUGGUUUAUUUAUGAAACGUAUUUAGCCACCUUGUGCCAAUAGCUGCAGCUAUUUCUUAGUAUAUGUCUGGGGGUUGGGAAAAUAUCUUCUUUCUUUACUGUUUCAACUGAUGGAUCAGGUGUCUGUUUGGCUAUUCACAUCGGUGGCAGCUGUCGCUAUGGUUACUCAGUUGGUAUCGGGUGGUAUCCAAGUGGCUUUGGGACCUCAACUCAACCAAUGUGACUGGUAACACAGCGCCAGUUGUCACUGUGGUUACAUUGGUGGUACUAUGGUUACACACAUUUUGGUUGAUUACACACAAUGGUGGAAGUUGUCACUAUGGUUACAUACAGUGGUGGAAGCUGUCACCAUGGUUGCACAAAUUGGUGGCUGCUGUCACUAUGGUUACACAGUGGUGGCUGCUGUCACUAUGGUUACACACAGUUGGUGGAAGUUGUCAAUAUGGUUACACACAGUGGUGGAAGCUGUCACCAUGGUUGCACAAAUUGGUGGCAGCUGUCACUAUGGAUACACACAGUGGUGGCUGCUGUCACUAUGGUUACACACAGUGGUGGCUGCUGUCACUGUGGUUACACACAGUGGUGGAAGUUGUCACUAUGGUUACACAAAUUGGUGGCUGCUGUCACUAUGGUUACACACAGUGGUGGAAGCUGUCACCAUGGUUGCACAAAUUGGUGGCUGCUGUCACUAUGGUUACACACAGUGGUGGAAGCUGUCACCAUGGCUACAUUUUUCGUAUGUUGUACAAGUGCAGGACACUCAGGCUUAUGGCUCUUCUUGUAUAUGGUUAUAUUUUGUUGGCAAUGUUCAAUUUUGAGUUUGAUUUACCAAGUUAAGUUCAAUCCACUGUUUAUUUAGAAAUGCAAGUUAUGAAACACUUUCAAAGUUGUGUGUGUACAGAACCUCUUAAAGCUUAAACAUAUGAAGCCAAGUACCAUACACUGUAUGUGAACAGAAUAUGACAUGUUGUUGCAAGUCUAGAAACUUGUGUGAACCAGUAAUGGAGACCUCAUCCAUACACCCUUUCUACUCGCUGAUAUGGAACAAAUUAGUAGCCUGUCUGACAUGAUACCAAGUAGGACUUCAGUGGACCUUUGUAUGGUUCUGUAGAAUGCCCACUGUCGGUGCCAGGGUGGUAUGUAUAGGUAGGGGGUGCCAGGGUGGUAUGUAUAGGUAGGGGGUGCCAGGGUGGUAUGUAUAGGUAGGGGGGGGGCCAGGGUGGUACGUAUAGGUAGGGGGGUGCCAGGGUGGUGUGGUAUAGGUAGGGGGGUGCCAGGGUGGUAUGUAUAGGUAGGGGGGUGCCAGGGUGGUGUGGUAUAGGUAGGGGGGUGCCAGGGUGGUAUGUAUAGGUAGGGGGGGCCAGUGUGGUAUGUAUAGGUAGGGGGGUGCCAGGGUGGUGUGGUAUAGGUAGGGGGGUGCCAGGGUGGUGUGUAUAGGUAGGGGGGUGCCAGGGUGGUAUGUAUAGGUAGGGGGGUGUCCUGGCCGGCGUGGUAUGUAUAGGUAGGGGGGUGCCAGGGUGGUAUGUAUAGGUAGGGGGGUGCCAGGGUGGUAUGUAUAGUUAGGGGGGGGCCAGGGUGGUGUGGUAUAGGUAGGGGGAGCCAGGGUGGUAUGUAUAGGUAGGGGGGUGCCGGGGUGGUAUGUAUAGGUAGGGGGGUGCCGGGGUGGUAUGUAUAGAUAGGGGGGGCUGGGGUGGUACGUAUAGGUAGGGGGGUGCCAGUGUGGUAUGUAUAGGUAGGGGGGUGCCAGUGUGGUAUGUAUAGGUAGGGGGGUGCCAGUGUGGUAUGUAUAGGUAGGGGGGUGCCAGUGUGGUAUGUAUAGGUAGGGGGGGCUGGGGUGGUGUGUAUAGGUAGGGGGGUGCCGGGGUGGUAUGUAUAGAUAGGGGGGGCUGGGGUGGUACGUAUAGGUAGGGGGGUGCCAGGGUGGUGUGGUAUAGGUAGGGGGGUGCCAGUGUGGUAUGUAUAGGUAGGGGGGUGCCAGUGUGGUAUGUAUAGGUAGGGGGGUGCCAGUGUGGUAUGUAUAGGUAGGGGGGUGCCAGUGUGGUAUGUAUAGGUAGGGGGGGGCUGGGGUGGUAUGUAUAGGUAGGGGGGUGCCAGGGUGGUAUGUAUAGGUAGGGGGGUGCCAGCAGGGGUGGUAUGAAACAGGGAUGAACUGCGGUGGUGUAGGCAAAGACCAAUGACAUUCUGUACUUUGACACAAAGAAAUGGAGAUGGCCACAUGAAGAUCCACUCAUGUAACAGUCCAGACUUAUGAAAUAUGCUGUCUUUACCUGAAUACAUACCACAAACAUAUGUUACCUAGGAAACAAAUUUGUAUUUCUUAAGUGAUGUAUUUUGUGCUGUUGUCAUAUGUAUUAGGGUCGGGAAGAUUCACAGUACAUCUUAUUUCACUAUGACAAUUUAAUCAGGUCGCUGUAUCGAUACGAGAUGAUACAAAGUCUUCAGUAUGGAACCAAAUUUUGACUGGGCACAGUAAAUUUCAGUUCAUCGUAGCAUUUUUCAGAGUUUGGCUUGUUUUCAUCUAUAAAAUAUAAACUCAGAGACAAUGUUCUUGGAUAAACUUUACGAUCUUGUGUAUCGUGAUACUUAUUGUAUAGUGACUUUGUGUAUCGUAUCGUAUCGUAUCGUGAUACUUAUUGUAUAGUGACUUUGUGUGUCGUAUCGUAUCAUAUCGUGACUUUGUUUCGCCCCGACUUUGUGUGUAUCCAAUGGUUACAGAGGGCAGGAAAGAUGUAUGGAUGAGGUAAAGAGGUGUGGUAAUGUGAAACAUUGAAACAUAUCAUAUGUGUCAGAUCUUAUUUAUGUAUAUACCAAACUAGAGAGAUAUAUAUUGUGUAGCUGUCACUCCAAGCUAUACUAUGUGAUGCACAGUGUGUAAACAUCUGUUGUGUUAAUAAUUGGAGCAAAUUAUGUCUGCCACAGUCCUGUGCUACACAUAUAUUUUAUUUUUGAUUUAAUAAUGUAUAUAUGGAGACAAUUCAUAAAUGUGUACAGUAUAUCUAACAAUGUAUGAUAGAAAUAAUUUUGUAUUGUGUGCAAAAUUCUACAUUUUUGGCUGUAUAUUUCUUUCUUGUUUUUAUAUGUGUUCAUUUUAAUCACUGAACCUGUUGUACUUUUCAUGUAGUGUCAGUAACCACUUAGUAUUGUUUCAAAUCCAUCCAUCUUAUGGAGGUGGUCUUGUGCACCGUCAGUGACAGGUGUAACGCUAGGUAGAGUUAUGUCCCUUAGAUGCAAGGAUCUGCUGCUUGGUUUGAAUUCCCGAUCUGCCCUGAUUAAGAUCCUUGGUUUGUUAGCAUCAUAGCCCUACUGGAUUUCAAUGAUGUGGUAAACAUGUAAGACCUGCGUCACUUUGGGCUUUCCUCCCACCUGCUGCAAAUGUAAGACUGGGUACCGCUCUAAGUGGUGGUAAGUUUUGACGGCAAUAGUAGAAUUGUCACUCCCAUGACAGGAAGAUGGGAUAGCCUAGUGGGGAGAGCGUUCACUUGAAGAAGGUUAUGGGUUCGAUCCCCACUUCAUUAAGCCCAUUCUCGAUAUCCAUCAUUCUGCUAAUGAUGUGUUUAGAGCAGCCAAAGACCAUUCUGAAUCUACCCCCCCACCCCCCAUAAUGCAGCUAUAGACAGAAUGGUUAGUGAGUCAUUGUUUGAAAUAUUGCUUUUAAAGAAGUAUUGAUUUUUUGAUGAAUGAAUUUGAAACGAUCUAUUUAUUGUUAGUGGAAACAAACCACCUAUCAGUCGAGGAAUUACAGUUAUAUGAACUUUUGCUGGGCAAAUUGUAAAUAGGAAUGUGUAUACUUUGUAGUAAGCAGAUGAUGUAGGCUGUACAUAGCUACUGACUGAGGGUUAUCAUGUUAACAUAGGAAAUAACAGUGGAUGACAUUUGAAAUAAGGCUUAGAAAAUAUUCUUGCUUCUCAGACCCUGCAUGUAUUACCUGCAUGAAAUCUGCUUUAAAAAAGCAUCCAAACCAAGGUAACACUCUUUUUUCACACCAAAAAAGAGGCCACCCCAGACUCCUCCUCUUAUUAGUAAUGGCUAGAGAACAAACUGUUUCUGUUUUCCAGCCAAAUGCCCCGACUGUAUGCUCCAUAUAUAAUGAUAGUCUGUAUAAGGGGAAUGUUAGUUUGGAUAGUAUCCUCACACACGGUCUCAUCCUUCUAACUAGAUCACCUGUCAAUACUUGACCGAUUUGUAUACACCGGUUCCUCCAUCACCCGUGAAUACAUAUGGCCGCUGUGCAGUGUAAUAGUGUCUGUUUUAGUCCUUGAAAUGAGGGUGUGUAUGACACCUAGAAGUCCGAUGACCCGUCCUGUGCGUGAUCUGUGUGUGGUCCCUACGUUGCCUGAUACUGAAGCAGUGUGUAGAGCAGGUGGACGCAAGGCUGUGACAUGCUCUGGUCUCCAUCUUCCUGGGACCAGGCCUUGAUGCUGUGGGUAAAAGUAGCAGCUACAUAUCGGACAGAUGUAUUCACACAUGGAGUAGAGCAGGUGGACGCAAGGCUGUGACAUGCUCUGGUCUCCAUCUUCCUGGGACCAGGCCUUGAUGCUGUGGGUAAAAGUAGCAGCUACAUAUCGGACAGAUGUAUUCACACAUGGAGUAGAGCAGGUGGACGCAAGGCUGGGACAUGCUCUGGUCUCCAUCUUCCUGGGACCAGGCCUUGAUGCUGUGGGUAAAAGUAGCAGCUACAUAUCAGACAGAUGUAUUCACACAUGGAGUAGAGCAGGUGGACGCAAGGCUGGGACAUGCUCUGGUCUCCAUCUUCCUGGGACCAGGCCUUGAUGCUGUGGGUAAAAGUAGCAGCUACAUAUCGGACAGAUGUAUUCACACAUGGAGUAGAGCAGGUGGACGCAAGGCUGGGACAUGCUCUGGUCUCCAUCUUCCUGGGACCAGGCCUUGAUGCUGUGGGUAAAAGUAGCAGCUACAUAUCAGACAGAUGUAUUCACACAUGGAUUAGAGCAGGUGGACGCAAGGCUGGGACAUGCUCUGGUCUCCAUCUUCCUGGGACCAGGCCUUGAUGCUGUGGGUAAAAGUAGCAGCUACAUAUCGGACAGAUGUAUUCACACAUGGAGUAGAGCAGGUGGACGCAAGGCUGUGACAUGCUCUGGUCUCCAUCUUCCUGGGACCAGGCCUUGAUGCUGUGGGUAAAAGUAGCAGCUACAUAUCGGACAGAUGUAUUCACACAUGGAGUAGAGCAGGUGGACGCAAGGCUGUGACAUGCUCUGGUCUCCAUCUUCCUGGGACCAGGCCUUGAUGCUGUGGGUAAAAGUAGCAGCUACAUAUCAGACAGAUGUAUUCACACAUGGAGUAGAGCAGGUGGACGCAAGGCUGUGACAUGCUCUGGUCUCCAUCUUCCUGGGACCAGGCCUUGAUGCUGUGGGUAAAAGUAGCAGCUACAUAUCAGACAGAUGUAUUCACACAUGGAGUAGAGCAGGUGGACGCAAGGCUGUGACAUGCUCUGGUCUCCAUCUUCCUGGGACCAGGCCUUGAUGCUGUGGGUAAAAGUAGCAGCUACGUAUCAGACAGAUGUAUUCACACAUGGAGUAGAGCAGGUGGACGCAAGGCUGUGACAUGCUCUGGUCUCCAUCUUCCUGGGACCAGGCCUUGAUGCUGUGGGUAAAAGUAGCAGCUACAUAUCGGACAGAUGUAUUCACACAUGGAGUAGAGCAGGUGGACGCAAGGCUGUGACAUGCUCUGGUCUCCAUCUUCCUGGGACCAGGCCUUGAUGCUGUGGGUAAAAGUAGCAGCUACAUAUCAGACAGAUGUAUUCACACAUGGAGUAGAGCAGGUGGACGCAAGGCUGUGACAUGCUCUGGUCUCCAUCUUCCUGGGACCAGGCCUUGAUGCUGUGGGUAAAAGUAGCAGCUACAUAUCAGACAGAUGUAUUCACACAUGGAGUAGAGCAGGUGGACGCAAGGCUGUGCCAUGCUCUGGUCUCCGUCUUCCUGGGACCAGGCCUUGAUGCUGUGGGUAAAAGUAGCAGCUACAUAUCGGACAGAUGUAUUCACACAUGGAGUAGAGCAGGUGGACGCAAGGCUGUGCCAUGCUCUGGCCUCCAUCUUCCUGGGACCAGGCCUUGAUGCUGUGGGUAAAAGUAGCAGCUACAUAUCAGACAGAUGUAUUCACACAUGGAGUAGAGCAGGUGGACGCAAGGCUGUGACAUGCUCUGGUCUCCAUCUUCCUGGGACCAGGCCUUGAUGCUGUGGGUAAAAGUAGCAGCUACAUAUCGGACAGAUGUAUUCACACAUGGAGUAGAGCAGGUGGACGCAAGGCUGGGACAUGCUCUGGUCUCCAUCUUCCUGGGACCAGGCCUUGAUGCUGUGGGUAAAAGUAGCAGCUACAUAUCAGACAGAUGUAUUCACACAUGGAGUAGAGCAGGUGGACGCAAGGCUGGGACAUGCUCUGGUCUCCAUCUUCCUGGGACCAGGCCUUGAUGCUGUGGGUAAAAGUAGCAGCUACAUAUCGGACAGAUGUAUUCACACAUGGAGUAGAGCAGGUGGACGCAAGGCUGUGACAUGCUCUGGUCUCCAUCUUCCUGGGACCAGGCCUUGAUGCUGUGGGUAAAAGUAGCAGCUACAUAUCGGACAGAUGUAUUCACACAUGGAUUAGAGCAGGUGGACGCAAGGCUGUGACAUGCUCUGGUCUCCAUCUUCCUGGGACCAGGCCUUGAUGCUGUGGGUAAAAGUAGCAGCUACAUAUCGGACAGAUGUAUUCACACAUGGAGUAGAGCAGGUGGACGCAAGGCUGUGACAUGCUCUGGUCUCCAUCUUCCUGGGACCAGGCCUUGAUGCUGUGGGUAAAAGUAGCAGCUACAUAUCGGACAGAUGUAUUCACACAUGCAGUAGAGCAGGUGGACGCAAGGCUGUGACAUGCUCUGGUCUCCAUCUUCCUGGGACCAGGCCUUGAUGCUGUGGGUAAAAGUAGCAACUACAUAUCGGACAGAUGUAUUCACACAUGGAGUAGAGCAGGUGGACGCAAGGCUGUGACAUGCUCUGGUCUCCAUCUUCCUGGAACCAGGCCUUGAUGCUGUGGGUAAAAGUAGCAGCUACAUAUCAGACAGAUGUAUUCACACAUGGAGUAGAGCAGGUGGACGCAAGGCUGGGACAUGCUCUGGUCUCCAUCUUCCUGGGACCAGGCCUUGAUGCUGUGGGUAAAAGUAGCAGCUACAUAUCGGACAGAUGUAUUCACACAUGGAGUAGAGCAGGUGGACGCAAGGCUGUGCCAUGCUCUGGUCUCCAUCUUCCUGGGACCAGGCCUUGAUGCUGUGGGUAAAAGUAGCAGCUACAUAUCGGACAGAUGUAUUCACACAUGGAGUAGAGCAGGUGGACGCAAGGCUGUGCCAUGCUCUGGUCUCCAUCUUCCUGGGACCAGGCCUUGAUGCUGUGGGUAAAAGUAGCAGCUACAUAUCAGACAGAUGUAUUCACACAUGGAGUAGAGCAGGUGGACGCAAGGCUGUGACAUGCUCUGGUCUCCAUCUUCCUGGGACCAGGCCUUGAUGCUGUGGGUAAAAGUAGCAGCUACAUAUCAGACAGAUGUAUUCACACAUGGAGUAGAGCAGGUGGACGCAAGGCUGUGCCAUGCUCUGGUCUCCAUCUUCCUGGGACCAGGCCUUGAUGCUGUGGGUAAAAGUAGCAACUACAUAUCGGACAGAUGUAUUCACACAUGGAGUAGAGCAGGUGGACGCAAGGCUGUGACGUGCUCUGGUCUCCAUCUUCCUGGGACCAGGCCUUGAUGCUGUGGGUAAAAGUAGCAGCUACAUAUCGGACAGAUGUAUUCACACAUGGAGUAGAGCAGGUGGACGCAAGGCUGGGACAUGCUCUGGCCUCCAUCUUCCUGGGACCAGGCCUUGAUGCUGUGGGUAAAAGUAGCAGCUACAUAUCGGACAGAUGUAUUCACACAUGGAGUAGAGCAGGUGGACGCAAGGCUGUGCCAUGCUCUGGUCUCCAUCUUCCUGGGACCAGGCCUUGAUGCUGUGGGUAAAAGUAGCAGCUACAUAUCGGACAGAUGUAUUCACACAUGGAGUAGAGCAGGUGGACGCAAGGCUGGGACAUGCUCUGGUCUCCAUCUUCCUGGGACCAGGCCUUGAUGCUGUGGGUAAAAGUAGCAGCUACAUAUCGGACAGAUGUAUUCACUCAUGGAGUAGAGCAGGUGGACGCAAGGCUGUGACGUGCUCUGGUCUCCAUCUUCCUGGGACCAGGGGUUGAUGCUGUGGGUAAAAGUAGCAACUACAUAUCGGACAGAUGUAUUCACACAUGGAGUAGAGCAGGUGGAUGCAAGGCUGUGACGUGCUCUGGUCUCCAUCUUCCUGGGACCAGGCCUUGAUGCUGUGGGUAAAAGUAGCAACUACAUAUCGGACAGAUGUAUUCACACAUGGAGUAGAGCAGGUGGACGCAAGGCUGUGACGUGCUCUGGUCUCCAUCUUCCUGGGACCAGGCCUUGAUGCUGUGGGUAAAAGUAGCAACUACAUAUCAGACAGAUGUAUUCACACAUGGAGUAGAGCAGGUGGACGCAAGGCUGGGACAUGCUCUGGUCUCCAUCUUCCUGGGACCAGGCCUUGAUGCUGUGGGUAAAAGUAGCAACUACAUAUCGGACAGAUGUAUUCACACAUGGAGGAUGUGGUGUAUUCAAUCCUGUGAAGUAUUCUUGAUGCCUAGAUCACUAAUCCUAAGUAUAUACAAUGUUUAACUGAAUAACCCACAAAUAACCCUAUUCAUAGCAUCAUUGGAAAUAGUAAGGCUGUUUAUCAGCUUUAGAUACAGAGAAAUAUAUAUAUGUAUGCACGAUACGAACAAAGUGUCUUGCUGUGUUUGCGAUGGCAUUAGAUGAUGAGAGUUAAUGUUAAGCAUGUGGUACAUGCAACAACUACGAUGAAAGUUAUCUUCAUAUAUCAUGCUUGGCAUAAAUAUGGUGUUUAAUUUAUUUUUCUAUAUCUGUAAUAGAUAUAUGCUCUGAUAGGGCCUGAUCAUCUCAUUCCCUCCCCCACCAUGUAUACAGCAGCAUCGUCACCCACAGCAGCAUCGUCUCCCACAACACCAGGAACAUUUCACCUCACAGAGAUCGACUUGUUGAUCCUUGACAGAUAUCUCCCUUCCAUAUUGCAGUCUCAAUCUUACAUCACUGCUGUUAAUUGACAAACUAAUUUCUUAAUAGAUUUACAUGUGUAAUUAUUCCCAUUGAGCUGUGCUGUGUAGUACGGUUAAAGCUUACAGAGUAAUGUUCCUAUCUGCUUGUUUCAGGGCUGAUGAAGUAAUGCUGGAGAAAUUCAAGCAACUCUUUUGUUAUAAAUCAGCCCUAAAGAUGAAGUUGUUUAGCUGAUGUGCCAAGAAAUAUGUUGAUUUGCAUGUUGUCGAUUUGAAAUUCUAAUCGUUAAUUAGUUUCUAUUGUGUAUAAGCUCUAAGGACUGUUGAAUUUUUCUUUCUUCCCAUGAGAACAGUUUUGGAUUUAUUAGGUACAUUGGUUUAAUCCAAACAGGUUUAAAUACACUUUACUUUCUUUCUGGGUAGAAAGAUAUUCAUGAAUAUGAGUGAAGUCCAAGUUUCCAACGACAGAGGACUUGAAGAGCCAGUGUCGGGUUCCAUAUUCCUAUAUGAGACCAACGGUUAUAUUUUAUUAACUCACUUAAUAUAUCUGUAGUGGAAUAUAGUUACUUGUAUUAUAAACAUUCUUACAACAUUGGGUAAUGGGUUGCCGUACAUUUGAACUGAAAGAGGGGAGACACCAGGCCGCCUAGCUAUGUAUACUGUGGUCACUGGGAAUCUUUGCUGUCAAUGAGAAGAUUUUGGUAGGCGGUAAUCCGUCUCGUCCCCUUCUUCCAUUUUGAAACCAGUGAUCUGUCUCGGUUGUGUAAUAGCGUCGGUCUGCUGUUGGCAGCCAUGUUGAUUGGUAUGAUAAAACUGAUGUAGGACACUUCUUCUUUCUGACACACUACUAAUCUCUACAUCUGAUUGAUAUUAAUCCAGUCCAUUUCUUGUAAAAUAUAAUGAUAUUCAAAUAAACAUGAUGAAAACUGA